CGGGCGUCGGCCCGGAGUACCGUAAGUAUCUUAUCAGAGAACGGCGAGGACCUUAGAACACUCCAACAUCUUCAAUCGAAAGUUUGUGAGCUAAAUUCCAGCUGGUAACUAGCAGUAUAAGGAAUUCGUCACUGACUACAUAUUGAUCAGAGCGCCAUGGCGAGUUGUCCACUGCUGGUGAUGUAUAAUCCCGUCUGUGGAAAUGGCACUGCCGAGGCCUUUUUCAAUGAACAUGUCUUUCCUCGUCUCGAGGAAGCGCGUAUCCAAGUUACCCAAAAGGUGGCAACUGGAGCCGCUGGACAUGCUGGUACCAUAGUGUUCGAGUUCCUCGAACGAUAUGAGGGCAACGUGACAGUCAUACUGGGCUCCGGCGAUGGAACGCUGCACGAAAUCAUCAACGCCCUCUCACUCGUAGCACUGAAAGGUGUACGCGAGAAUGUUGUAUCAUCCUCAGUUCGUGUAGUUCUUGUCCCGUGUGGGACGGCAAACGCUCUUUACUGCUCCUUAUUCAAGCCAACCUCCAUGGAUGAGGGCCCAGCAUACAAGCUGAAGUCUCUGGAAGCAUUCAUCAGGGGCUCAAAUGUCGUUCCCCUCACGUUGGCUGUCACGACCCUAUCUUCUCCACCGAACUCAAAGCAACCUUGUUCCAAGGUCGCGGUUUCAGCGGUAGUGACCUCUACUGCUUUGCACGCCUCUAUCCUCCAUGACUCCGAGAGCCUGAGGAAAGAAAUGCCAAGCAUCGAAAGAUUCAAAGUUGCUGCGAGGAACAACAUCACGCAAUGGUACAGCAGCCAUGUCAAGCUCCUGCCUACGCCAUCUGCUCAAGCUGUGGAGAUAUACGAUCCAGACCAAAAGACUUUCGUAACUCACGAAGACUCAGAUGAUCAUGGCAUUGUAGAUGUGUAUGGCCCAUUCGCAUACUUUCUUUCUACUGUCAAUGUCGAUCGUUUGGAACCUGCUUUCCGAAUCACCCCUCUUGCGUCCGAUUUUGUUUCGUCGGAGGUCUCGCUAGACCUUGUCAUGGUUCGACCUCACCGUGAUCCUACCUUCGUUAUGGAUACCGUUGAAGCUCGAAAUGCUUUUGCAGAAAAGUCACAUGCCGUGCUAACUGCAGCAUACCAAGAUGGGAACCACAUUAACUUAAGAUACACCGACGAUGGAAAGAUAACCAGUGAAGGGACAGGUCCCUCGGUGGUAGAAUAUAUCCGGUGCAGAGGAUGGGAAUGGAUACCCGAUGACGUCGAUGAAAAGGCCCACCUUCUAUGCUCAGAUGGAGCUAUAUUCUCAAUUGUGAAGGGCGGAAGAGCAGCAUGCAGGACAGCAGUACCAGCCGAUGGUGCAGGAUUUUUGGUAUACGUCUAGUGUCAGGCAAGGUUGUUCCAAUUUCAGGAGAUAUCUUGAUCAUAAAGUCAAGAAAACAACUUGCUGUCAGCAGCGCGUCUCGUACGAUAGACUUCCUCAGUGUAUAUGUCUUUUGUUCCAUCACUGGCAUAGUUUGUUCAAUGUACGUGCUUGAACUUAUUGUCAAUUGAGACAGGAAUUGGGUUGACGAUCGUUGCGUACGAAUUAUACGAGAGCGCUUGGCAU
Molecule: messenger RNA, 1587 nt
Organism: Suillus subaureus
Lineage: Eukaryota; Fungi; Basidiomycota; Agaricomycetes; Boletales; Suillaceae
Product: ATP-NAD kinase-like domain-containing protein
Exons: 2
Coding region: 157-1362 (401 amino acids)
Biological process (GO): sphingosine biosynthetic process
Cellular component (GO): intracellular membrane-bounded organelle; membrane; cytoplasm
Source: RefSeq, a predicted model, not a curated record